Molecule: messenger RNA, 2110 nt
Organism: Ailuropoda melanoleuca (giant panda)
Lineage: Eukaryota; Metazoa; Chordata; Mammalia; Carnivora; Ursidae
Gene: TEKTIP1
Product: tektin bundle interacting protein 1
Exons: 4
Coding region: 1227-2081 (284 amino acids)
Source: RefSeq, a predicted model, not a curated record
GGGGCGGAGGGGAGCAGAGGUCUUGGGGCUGGAGGGGAAAGCCAGCUUAGGCCAGAGGAGCGGUGGUUCCAACAGGACCUGGCAGGUCAGGGGUGCCCAGGGGGUCCGGAGAAAGAGGGGUGAACCCCCCUACAGUGAGCAGCUGCCCACAGCUGGCUAGCACCCAGGCCCUUCCCUGUAGGUGAAGGAGCCCUGUCCAGGGCAGCGGGGACUGGAGAGACCAGGCCACAGCGCCUGCCCUUCUGGGCCCCAGUUGUGGCGGACGGUGAGAAGCAUGUGUGUCUGGGACAGGGGGCGGGUGGCAGGAGGCCCUGGGGAAGGGCACCUUUGAACCCAGAGCCUGAGAAGAGCCGUGUGAUCAGGGGCUUGGAUAGCAGGGAGCACCUGGGCAGAGGGGAUGCUGCGGGCAGAGGGCACAGUCCCUGCAGAGGCUCUGGGGCAGCGCGGGGGAGGGGAUGGGGCUGGGGCUGCAGCGCCUUGGGGGCCAUGGGGACAACGGGCUUGUACCCCAAGAAGGCGGGAACCCUGGGUAUGCGCCGAGAGGGCAGGGAGACUUCCCAUGAGACCCACCAACAGGGCCGGCACGGAGCCAGGAGUAGGUGGAAGUGGGGGGCAGGCAGAUCUUGGAGUUCUUGCUGUGUUGUUACUGUGGUAAGAUGUGCAUAACAUACAAUUUACCAUCUUAAAGCUUGUAAUUCAGUGAUUUUUAAUACAUUCGUGAGGUUGUGCUGGCACCGUGUCUAGCUCCAGAACAUUCCAUCACCCCAAAAGCAACCCCGUCCCCAUCAGCUGUCACUCCCCCUCCCCCGCAAGUCCACUUCCCACCCCUGGAGGAGCCUGUUCUGGACAUGUCACAUAAAUGGACUCACAUCCCAUGUGGCCUUCUGUGUCUGGUUUCCUCCCUGAGCGUCGUGGGCUCGGCUCUGUCCCCAGGGCAUCGUGUGUGGGGGCCCUGCUCCUGUUUGCGGCCGAGGGGCGUGCCCACGUGUGGGGAACCGUGGCCUGUGCGUCCUCCAUGCAGUUGAGGACCGUGAACUGAGCUGCUGGGCAUAUGCCCGCGGGUCUCGCUCUGAGUGUACCCCAGCAGCAGAGGAGGAACGGGCUUGGGGGUGAGGAGGGAGGGCUGGGAACGUGGGGGGGGUCCCAGCUGGAGCUCCUGGAAGGGUGCUCCGGAGGACACGGCCCGGAGAGCCCAUGGGGGUGCUCUGAGGGGGCCCGGAGAAGAGAUGGGAGCCCCAGGUCGGGCGUGGGGGGCCAGGGGCUCUCGACCACCACCUCACUUGUGCCCCCUCCCGCCUGGCUCCGCUGUUCUGCCAGGGGCGGGAGGGAGCUGUCUGGAUGGGGGCCAGCGCUGCCCAGUACCGUUGCCAGGACACCGAAUGCGGCCUUUGUCGCUGUCAACAAUGGCCCCACAGGCCUUCCAGGCAGGAGCCCCUGAGGACCCAGAGGCAGACAUGCAGACCCUGCGGCAGGAGGCUGCCCGGCCCUACGUCCCCCUGGGGACCCUCGAAGCAGAUUUCCCAGCACGUCUGUACCGCGAUGACUACCUGUCCCUGGAGGGGCCCCGCUGGACACCGGCCAUCAGGCAGGCAGUGUGCUGGAAAUACGCACCCAUGGGACGCGAUGCAGCUGGCCAGCUGUGGUACACCGGCCUGACCAACUCCGAGUCCCGUGAAGCCUGGUACACGCUCCCACGGGCCCUGGACAGCCCGUACCGCGAGGCCUACGCCCGCUGGCACGGAUGUCACAGCCACCAGGAGCGAAGCAUGCCCUCGGCCUACACCCAGCGCCUCCGGGAGACUGCCUGGUACGACCCGGUCCUCCCUGCCCAGUACAGGGCGCCCAGCACGCGGUGGGGGAGCACGCUGUGGAAAGACAGACCCAUCCGGGGCAAGGAAUACGUGGUCAACAGGCACCGGUACCGGGUGGAGACACCGUGGCAGGGGUCUGACUACGUGCCAUUCCUGUCGGCACCCCAGCGCCCGCGCUACACCACCCAGAGCUACAGGCAGUGGGACCUGGAACCUUACUGCCCCUCCACCAACCAGCGGCCCUCAUCCAUCUACACGCCCAUCCACUGAUAAAGUUCAUGCUGCCCGACGCCACCCUC